AUGCAUUACAUGGAUUUGUUUAGUAAAGCUGGUAACAUAUUUAGGCAGCCUAGAGCUUUGCAGGCCGCCAACGCUAUAAUCUCAUCACCAACUACUGAUGUCGAUAUCUUGAAAGAUGUUUUUGGCAGAUUUGGCAAAAUUGUUGAUGUCGUAGUGAUUUCGGACCGUGAGACUGGUGUAUCGAAGGGAUUUGGUUUCGUAACAUACGAUUCGAUUGAUGCUGCUACUAAGGCAAUGCAACAGAUGAAUGAUCAGGAACUUGAUGGGCGAGUAAUUGGAGUGAACCCAGCCGAUUCAGGAGGCGGUGGAGGUGGUUUAGCAAGACGGGGAGGUCGUGGUGGAUUUGGACGUGGAGGCUAUAACUUCGUUCGUUAACUUGGGAUCCAGAAUGUCUAUCAACAAGAUCUGAUUAAUCUAUUGUUUGAUUUUCUCUUCACAAAGACCAACAUUUUGUUAUAAGUUCAGUGAAGCUUGAACAAACAGAUCAAGUGGCU
Brassica oleracea var. oleracea is the source of this 494-nucleotide messenger RNA. RefSeq names its product glycine-rich RNA-binding protein 6, mitochondrial. Bases 1 to 375 code for a protein of 124 amino acids. The record is from RefSeq and is a predicted model, not a curated record. NCBI's taxonomy places the organism in Eukaryota, Viridiplantae, Streptophyta, Magnoliopsida, Brassicales, Brassicaceae. Gene Ontology annotation, molecular function: RNA binding. The transcript has 4 exons.